Messenger RNA from Symbiodinium necroappetens, 2550 nucleotides. NCBI's taxonomy places the organism in Eukaryota, Dinophyceae, Suessiales, Symbiodiniaceae. The record is from the annotation of a GenBank genome assembly.
AUGUUGCAAUCCUUGGCAACCUUUGGUGCCGGCGUAUUCACGGGGCAGGGCCUGCAGACCUGCCACGCAUCGCUUCCCCAGUGCAGCCUUGGCGAACAGGACAGGGCCCGGCUGUUGGUGCGCUGCCACGGUGCCCAAAUCCCUUCGUUGCCGGCACCUGGCGUCCUGUCGCGGCAGCGGCCGCAGCUCAGCAUCCGUCUUGGCGCCACGGAGAGGCAGACCGGGCCGGGAGAUUUUAUGGAGAGCGACAAGUUGUAUGGGAUGCCCGAGUGCAAUUGGCGCUUCGGGGAUGUGAUGACGUUUCUCGUCACCUUCGACGAUGUGCUCAGGGAGGGUGGCUUGCGCUUUAGCCUGCUUGCGAAAACGGACUUCCGAUUCGGACCUCUGCAGAUGGAGUUGGCACAGACCGUGGAGUUGGGUGCGGGAGCCCUGGACUUGAAGAAUGCUUUGCUGACAUGUGCACCCGUGCAGUCGCGGUCGCCGUUUGCCGGGCCAGCAACUGCUCGCUGCUGGGAUUCGCCCGUGCUGCGGAUUGACCUCAUUCAGAUGCAGUCUGCCUGUCCCCUGGACAUUGCCGCCACAGCAUUCGUGUCGGUUACCUACUUCGGAGAUCCGUCGUCGCUUCUUCAGAAAGCCGAGAAGGCUGACAAGCCACUGCUGAAAAGGAUAGCAGGCCCUUGCCUUGAUCCCUGUCACUGGGCAGAUCCCGAUGCUCAAGGGAGUGUGAUUCCAAGCUUUGCUGAGCCAGAUUCAGAACAGCCACCUGAUUCGGAGUACACCACCUGCGAAGUGCCCUCCUUCCUUUACAACAGCUGGUCACCGGAAGCAGAGUCUUUCCCAAGAGUGGCAUCUCCGGCUGGGCGUGCAGAACACUUUGUUUGGCCAGGAGCACGCAGCCGCGAUGCCGAGAUGCUGCGCACCACCGGGUUGAAGGGCUUCGCUGCAGGGAAGCAAGGCAUUCAGAAGUCCCAAGAUGGCCUCAGCCCUUCGACUUCGCUGCCGCAACCUCUCGUCGUCAAGCUCCGGCUGCAGCAGCCCGUGCCUUCCACGAAGCUUGAAUCGGAUGGUGUGCCGACAUGCAGAGGUGUGCUGAAAGGUAUCCUUCCGCUUUUGGAUUCGAUCUGGGACGAAAGUGUCACGAGCAGAGAACCGAAAUACAGUCAAGCCAUUCUCGUAACGGUGGCUUUGCUGACCAGCUGCUUUUCGCCUCAUGACUUCAAUUACAAGAUCUUCCAUCCCGCUCGUUUGCAGUUCUGCCCCCAGAAGGCUGGCUGCGACCGUGCCUCUUCAUCGCAGUUCAGGAGUUCAAGGACUGUCCACGUCGCAGGCCAAAAGACGGGCUUCCACCGCAAAUCUCGUUCGGCCGGGCGAGGUUUGGGGUGGACCCAUUUCCGAGAAAGUCGGCUCAGCGCCUUUAGAUUGGAAGAGCCUCGGCUUCGAGUACAUCCCGACCAAGUCACACAUUCGCGCGCAACCUGGAAGAACGGGGAGUGGAACACUGGCCACACAUUCAGGGAUCCGUACUUACCCGUUCACAUGCUUGCCAAUGUCUUCCACUAUGGCCAAGCCCUCUUCGAAGGCUUUAAAGGCUUUCAUACAAAGCAAGGGGAUGUAUGCCUGUUUGCAGACCGGUUGAGCUGGGCGCGCAUGAACCACGGAUGUCGACGCUUCCGAAUACCGGAGGUGCCCGUGCAAGUUUGGGAUCGAGCUGUUCACGAUGCGGUCAAGGACAAUGUUGCCUACGUGCCACCGCACGGAACCAACGGAGCUCUUUACGUUCGCCCCUUCAUCUUCGGGAGCGGUCCAAGGCUUGGCCUGGGCCCUUCCCCGGAGUACACCUUCGUGGUCUUCGUGAACCCGGUUGGCAGCUACUACAAGAACGAGGAGGGAGCAAUGCAAGCCCUGGAUGGGCUUGUGAAUGACUCUUACGACCGAGCUGCACCUCUCGGGUGUGGAGAUUGCAAAGCUGCUGGGAACUAUGCUGCUGACCUCGAGAGUAUGUACACAUCGAAAAGGAAGGGUUAUCCUAUCAGCCUGUACCUGGAUGCUGUCGAGAGACGGUACAUCGAGGAGUUUAACACCUCGAAUUUCGUGGCCAUCACGAAGGACGGGAAGUACAUCACUCCAGACGCUCCCCGGAGCGUCUUGAAUAGCAACACAAACAAGGUGUUGCUGCAGCUUGCCGACGACAUGUCAAUUCCGGUAGAGCGCCGUCGCAUCGACUUUGAAGCUGAGGUUGACAACUUCGCAGAAGUCGGAGCUGUUGGCACUGCUGUCGUUGUCACGCCCAUUCGGUCCUUGACACGUGGAGAUCGGACUUGGAAUUUUCAAGAGCCUCAGGUGCUACGCCAGCUGCGAAACAGGGUACGGGCGAUCCAAAACGGCGAGGUCAAAGACCCUGUGCUGCCAGAGUCACUUGCCGAGUCAUGGCUGGAUGCGGCGAGUGCAGCUAGAAGACGCACCGCCACAGUCGUUCCUCAGCGUCUACCCAGGCCUUUGACAUUGCAAAUCCAUCGGGAUGAGGUUUCAGUUCUUUCUGAGCGAUUUUAA